UAAAGUUGAUUGCUGAUGAACAGAAAUGGUUUUGUCUUGUGUAGUAGUUAUAAAUGUAACAGAAAAUAGCAGCUAUUCCUGCUAUUUAGAACAACUCUUAUUUUCCAGGCAGUGUUACUAGGUAAUGUACUCAAAACUAUUUUCUGGCCAUUAAUAAUAUGCUAAUUUGUUUAUGGUGAAAUUAGAGGUUAUAAUUCUUCUCUACAGGUACUGAAGCAUAGAGAUGUUUUGGGCCCUUAGUUUUUUGGGAAUAAAUACAGUUUUUACCAGUUUGUGGGGAUUGUUUGAACAAAUCUACAAUAUCUUGUCCGAAUUGUAUGGGAAGAGUAUAAAAGAACCAGGAAUUAAAUUUGGAAAACUUGCUCCUAGGUUGGGGUCUAUCACCCACCUGCAGCAAUAAUUUCUUUUUGGUUUAUACUGUAAAGCAGUUACAAUGUAAAAUACUACAAAUUGCAGCUUUGACAGUUUCUAGAAUAUACCAUUGCAGAUUGAGAAACAUGUGCCUUGCUAUCUUUAGAAUUAAAGAGAUGUUUACCAUAUUAUAUUUACUAGUAAUACAGAUUUGUAGGGUGAUAAACAAUGGCUUUAUGUUGUGAUUCUUAGGAAACCUGUGGAGAAAACAACCAACCAACCCAACCAGUCUUUGUGUCAUUCCUGAGUGUAGAGUUGAUUAGAAAUUUUUGGCUGAAGACUGAUUCAGUGAGUGUAGUAUACAGAGUUUGUGUUCUAGUGACAGAAGCCUAGCACCCACUCCAAAUAUGACUGCACUUAGUUAGAAAAGGCAGAGUUGUAUAAAAACCUGGGCAUCUUUGCUAAAGAGAAGCUAAAAGGAAGAGCUAACAGAAUAAAAUCUGAACAUCCUUAUCUGCUGCAAAGAACAAACAUGCAACUGUGAGGAAAAGACUUGAGAUGUACCAAGGGAUGGGCCAAUAUAACUCAGUAAGUGGGGAAGAUAAUGCACAUAAGAAAUCAUCCUUUCAAAUAUGGAAGUCUGACUGACACAAAUGUGCCAGUUUAGAUUUGUAAGCACAGUAAAUCAAAUCCAAUAAGAGGUCUGAAGAAUAACUAGUUUAAGGUCUAGAAAUGAAUAGUAGUGGUUUUAAAUACAUUAGGAGAAAUACAUUUGCAUAAAUGCAUUGGAAGCAUAAUAGUUGCCAGAGAAUUCAUAGACUGGAGAUAUCUAAGCUAUAUGAUAGAGUGUUGAAGUAAAAAUAAUGCUAUAGCGGAAAGCACAGUUUUCCUCUCUGCAUAUCUUCUCAUUGUGGAAGAGUUUGGGAAAGAAACUGAAGAAAAUGGCUGGUGACUUAUUUUGAGAUCCAGAGUAAUCUUCUGCUGGAACCUUGAGCAUUUGUCUUCAGUACACUAAAGGAUGUGUUUAUAUGAACUACCUAGUUCAGUUUAGUUUAUAAGUGAAGAGGCCCUUUCUGAAAGGGAAGACAUACCCCUCAAAGUUAGUGGGGCAAGUAUGUGGACCUGAGCAGUUGGGCUGUCAUGCCUUGACUUUUCAGAAGCCAUGCGAGCAGCUCAGGUUUGUAAAGGAGCUAUGUUGCCGGCUGGUAAAGAUUCUGACCUUUUUCAGCACGUACAUUUUUAUGUGCUGUAAAAUAAUAAUAGAGUCUUGAUUUCACACCAGUGAAUGCCAUGUAAAUGAAGUAAAAUAGCUGACAUGGAGAACAGAAAUAAAUGAUUGCGAAUCACCAGUCAAGUCCCACAAAGGCAUGUGCAGCUUAAUGUAUUACUAAUGCUUUGAGAGAAAGAAUGAUUGGUGAAAUGCUAUCAACAAUGUUUAAAUGUAUUAUUCAGCUUAACAAAGAUGAAGAAUGACUGAAAGCUUGCAGGCAGACUAGGCAAUGGAGUUUCCGUAGAAGUUCAAUAGGUGAAUAGAAAACAAUGCAGAAGAAAAAAAUUAUGGUCUCUUUGCUAACUAUUGCAAGCAGGGUUGCAGAUUAGUAGGUGUAUAGCUCAGUAAAUACAUCAACUUAAUGUUCAGUGUUAGUGAAACUAAAUUAAAAGUAAGGAAUUAUCCUGAAAGUUAGAGAACAAAUGAUCACUAAACCGCUGUGUAAGUUCAUAGUGUGCGUUAUGCUUUGCUCUGAAUUACGAAAAAGCAUGUCACAAAAAUGAAAAAUAUUUGUGAGGGAAGACCCCAGGUGAUUAUGCACUGUAAAACUAGUUUCAUUUCCUAACAGUUUUGGAGCAUGAACUUAGUGAUGUGGCAUAAAAUAAUAAAGCCUUGAUUCUGUGCUGAUGAAUGCAUUCUUAAAUGUUUGUAACAACUUAGUCUCUGUUUAAAUUCCACCCAUUUUUAAACAGAAUUAGUUGAGGUUUUGUAAAACCUCACCUACACCUAAGUAUAAGUUUUAACACUUAUCAAUAUCCAUCUAAAGUGAAAUCUGUACAAUAACAUUCCAAGAUGAAGGUUCUUGUUCCUCCCACUGAUGAGCAAAUUCUCUUGCUGUGGGGUUGUGCACAAGGAUUUAGACAAAUAAGGGGUAUGACCUCUCUAUUGCUUGCAUUUAGUUUUAAUAUAUUUUCCCUCACUGUACUCAGUUAAUUCUGUUAAUAACCUUCUAGAUGGUUUUGAGACUGUGGCAGGAAGUUCAUCUAUGUUAUGGCAAAGAUAGCAUAGAUGCAUUAAGUAAUCUGAAAAAAAAGUGAUAAAAUAUUUAAUAUGGACUCAUUGAAUCAUUUAGGUUUUAACCCAGCACUGCCUAGUCGAUCACUCAACCAUGUCCCUAAGUGCCACAUUUACAUGUCUUUUAAAUAUUUCCAGUGGUGGUGACUCAACCAUUUCACUGGGCAGCCUGUUCUUAUGCUUGACAACCCUUUACAGGAAGAAAUUUUUCCCUGUUACCCAAUCUAACCUUCCUCUGUUGCAACUUGAGGCCAUUUUUUCUAGUUUGGUUACUUGGGAUAAGAGACUAACCCCCACCUCACAAUGACCUCCUUUCAAGUAGUUGUAGAGAGGACUAAGGUCUCCCCCUCAUCUACUUUUCUCCAAAUGACCCCAGCUCCUUCUGCUCCUCCUGAGAGUUGUGUUCCAUAUCCAUUACCAACUUCAUUGCUCUUUUCUGGAUAUGCUCCAGCACUUCCAUGUCUUUCUUGUACUGUGGGACCCAAAACUGAAUACAGUAACCUUACAACAUCUUUGUAGUCCUCCUGAACUGCCAGCCCUUUCUUCCAAGGGUCACAUUUGGUCAUAUCCAAAUCUGCCUGUUCAACCAGAUAUUCUCUGCCAUCUUACCUUUUUAUCAUAUACCAUUUACCUUCAGUUUUCUUAAGAAGACGAAUAAAUUUUUUGUACAAAGUUGGUUUUGGUAUUUGUACUACCAUAUAUGAAGCAAAAAUUUUCCUAUUAAUCUAGGCUGUUUUCGUUAAUGCGGAUAUCAUUAUGCUGCAGUCUGGAAAAGGAAAGAUCCUACUGCAGAUGCAGUAGCAGAACUGUAGUCCAGUCAUUGAAGGAAUUAGAUAGAGUACUUGAAAAGCAUCAGAGAAACUGAUUUUUUAGAUAGUACAGUACCAUCUGUUUCUCAAAUGUAAAAAAGAUUAUGAUGAAACCUCUGUAACUGAAUUACAUUUUCAAAUGGUUGAAAAUAUAAUUAAAUACUCACUGCUUAAUAAGUAACUGAGAGAGGGAUAAAUUUCCCUAACAUCCUUUUCAAAAUCCCUGUGGUAGAACCAUUUAAUAAUGAAAAAGAAAUCUCUGAAAGAAUGAACAAAACAAGAAAGAUAUGUACAAAAAGUCCAAUUGUAUUUUAAAAAAUUGCUUUAAAUUAUACUGUAGUCUUUGCUCUCCUGUAAAAUGCUGGAUAGACUUAGUUUAUGUAGAAGUCAAUUUAUUAUGCUUAAAAAUGUGAGAUUUGAAGACUUAUUUUAGCAAGUGUAAUCAUAGGUGUCAUUAUAUCAAGUUCAUUGAUCAAAGUUAUAAUUUGCAAACACUCUAAUUUUCUGUUCCUUUCCUAAAGUGAGGGGUAUGUGUUAAAGGAUCCCUUUGAAUGGUUUCUUUAAUAUAUAAAACUGAGUGCUUUCUUGGUACUUUUUAUUUGGCUGGAUCAUUAGUAACCCACGUGUGCACUCUGAUUGCUUUUUUUGCAUUACAAGUCAUAUAUAUCGUUUACAUGAAUAUGUAGAAACCUAAUGUCUUUCAGUAUUCUCAUUUCCCUUGUGAAAGCACUGGGAUUGUUCAUUUGAUUUAAAAGGAUUGGGGGCAGGCAGUGAUGGCUGCCGUAUAUAGGCGUAUAAUUUCCUCCUUUUGUUUUGGAAAUAAUUUUUCACCUUCACCACCCAUUCGAAUGAAAGAAAGCUUUUGCUUUUCAUGAAAGAGAGUCCUAAUACCAGUUCCUGAGUCGUAUUUUAAGAUUAAACUUUCUGGUUUUUGCCAGAUACAUCUCUUUGUUUUUAGCCCAAGGCAUCAGAACUAAAAUUUUAUUUAAGUGUGCCAGCUGUUAGCUGUUUUGUUGGAAUGUUAAAUGUACUUUAAGGUCACGUUAUGCUGAACUAAUAGCCUUAACCUGCUUUCAAUUUUGGUGUGGUUUUUUGGUUUUUUUUGGGUUUUUUUAAAUAUAAACAUUCUGCAGUGUGAAUUUAUCUCCAAUGCUAGCUAGGCUUAGAACUGGUCUAUAUUUUUUGAUGCUUUUAAUUUUAGGCCUAGAACGCUGUUAAAACUUGUCCUCCAAGUCUUUCAUUCUCUCCUGCCUGUUUUCUACAAUGCCAACCCUUGAACUUUUCAUGAAUUUUUGUUCUAUGCUUAAAUUCUGCGUAUGUCCAUAUAUCCAAAUUGUGUGAAAAAUACAUAAAUGCAAGACCUUUUUUCCUAGAGGGUAGAAAAGAAAGGUAGGCCUUCUGUCCCAAAGGAUGUUUACUUCUCUUGAGGUGGGUUUUUAAUUUUGAAAGUGUCCCUUAUCUCAAUUUUUGCAGUGGUGCAAGUGGUGAGAAUUACAUGUUGUCCUGCUGGUAUGAUUUUCCUAGCCAGGUGAAUGAAUUAAGGUUAACUUUUCUCCUUUUAUAAGGUCAUUUAGUAGUAUUUAAACCAGAAGCAUGAGAUAGUUGUUACUCUGUACCAAUUAAAAUUUAUUUGUGAAAGGUCUUUAUUAAAUAAGUUCUGGUCCUUCUAUACCUAAAUUCUAAAGAAAGAGCUUUGCUGAUUAUGUAUACAUCUGUGAUCACCAUAGCAUGUUAACUUUUAGGUGUCUUGGUUCCAGCUGGGAUAGAGGGAGUUUUUUUUUCUUAGUAGCUGAUCAGUGCCAUGUGUUUGGGCUCACUGUGACAAUAAUGUUUAUAAUGAUUUGUUACUUCUUGCUGAGUGGUGCUUGCCCCAAGUCAAGGACUUUUCAGUCCUUGCUCUACAGGUACACAAGAAGUGAGGGAGCAUGGCCAGGACAGCCAAAGGGAUAUUCCACACCAGAGAACAACAUCCUCAGUUUAUAAACUGGUGGGAGUUGGCUGGGAGCCACCAGUUGCCACUUGGGGAUGGGCUGGGAAUUGAUCGGUGAGAGAUGAGCUGGAGGAAGAUGAGGAAGAAGCUGACAUGGAACUAGAGCGACAAAAUAUCGAAGAGCUUUAUGACUUUGUAAGGCACACCCAUCAGCAGGAUAUCCAAUUACUGAGAAAGGAUGUGCAGCAUCCUGCAUUAAUUCCCAUUCUGAGGCCAUACCAAAGUGAGGCUGUGAACUGGAUGCUUCACCGAGAGAACCACGCAAGCACUCCUAGUAGUGAAAACGCGCUGCACUUCUUAUGGCGGGAGGUGAUCACUCUGGAAGGAGUAAAAAUCUACUAUAAUCCAUUUACUGGCUGUAUUAUCCGUGAAUAUCCAACUGCUGGACCCCAGUGGCCUGGAGGUAUUUUGGCAGAUGAGAUGGGUCUUGGAAAAACAGUGGAAGUGUUGGCUCUUAUUCUGAAUCAUACAGGACCAGACAUUAAACAGGAUGAUAUGACAUUACCUGAGGGUAAACUUGUGAAUUUCUUUGUUCCACCUCAACCUUUAGAGGGAAAUAAAAAGAAAAAAACAAAGGAAAUGGAGCCUAAAUUAAAGGAAAAAAUACAAUAUCCCAGCUUACGAGUAAUGAUAUUAGCAGCUGUAAAGGAAAUGAACGUGAAGAAAGGAGCAUCCAUUAUUGCAAUAUUUAAGUACAUCAGUUCUAUAUAUAGGUACGACACACAGAGAAAUAGACGACUUCUCAAAAGAACUCUAGAAAAACUAAUUGCAGAACAGGUGGUAGAGCAAGUUAAAGGACAUGGUCUGGCUGGGUCUUUCAAGCUGGGAAAGAAUUACAAGGAACAGAAGAAGCGAGAAAGAACCAAAGAGCAGGUAGCAAGGACUUCAGAAAACACUCAGAAGAAACAAUUGAUUGAUGCUAAAACUCAAACCAAAGAAUCAAGAAACAGUGACAUAACAUCGGAAGAAGUUUUUAAAACUGCUUCACAUGAGAAUAUCGCCAUGGAAGAACAUGAUUAUUGUACAACUAGUAAAAAUAACAGGGAAUCUGAAGUGGAUCAUGAGAACUCUGUAGAAGAGAAAGAUGUUAAGCAAGAACUCCUUGUCUCCAGUGACGUGAGCAGUCAUCUUGCUGUUGAUGUUUCUAAAACUGCAGCUGAUGACCAGCAGGAAAUGCCAAAGGUCCAGUCCUCACAUUCCCAAGAACAUGCUGGCAGUAGCAUGCAACAUACCAGUUCUGUAUUUCCAUUUAAUACCUCUGAAUAUCGUUUUGAAUGCAUCUGCGGUGAGCUUGGAUUGGCUGACUACAAAGCUCGUGUGCAGUGCCUGAAAUGUUAUCUGUGGCAGCAUGCAGAAUGUGUAAACUACAAAGAGGAGAAUCUGAAGAGCAGGCCCUUCUACUGUCCCCAUUGCCUUGUGGCAAUGAAACCAGUUCCCACAGGAGCAACUCUGAUCAUUUCUCCAAGUUCUAUUUGUCAUCAGUGGGUAGAUGAGAUCAACAGGCAUGUAAGAUCAUCAUCUCUUCGAGUUCUGGUGUACCAAGGCGUGAAGAAGCACGGCUUUCUGCAGCCGCACAUGCUGGCAGAGCAGGAGGUGGUUAUCACCACGUACGACGUCCUGCGCACCGAACUGAACUACAUAGACAUUCCCCACAGCAACAGCGAGGACGGGCGCCGCUUCAGGAACCAGAAGCGCUACAUGGCCAUCCCCAGCCCCUUGGUAGCAGUGGAGUGGUGGAGGAUCUGCCUUGAUGAAGCACAAAUGGUUGAGUGCACUACGGCAAAGGCUGCUGAAAUGGCACUCCGUUUGAGUGGAAUCAAUCGUUGGUGUGUCAGUGGCACUCCUGUGCAGCGAGGGUUAGAAGAUUUGUAUGGAUUGGUCCUUUUUCUUGGAGUUGAUCCUUACUGGGUCAAACAUUGGUGGGACCGACUACUAUAUCGACCUUACUGUAGGAAAAAUCCCCAGCCUCUCUACAGUCUAAUUGCGAAGAUAAUGUGGAGAUCAGCAAAGAAGGAUGUGAUUGACCAAAUUCAAAUCCCCCCUCAGACAGAAAAUAUCCACUGGCUUCACUUCUCUCCUGUGGAGAGACACUUCUAUCAUCGCCAGCACGAGGUGUGCUGCCAGGAUGCAUUGGCAAAACUCAGGAAGAUUUCAGACUGGACUCUUAAGCUUAGCAGCCUCGAUAGAAGGACUGUGACUUCUAUUCUAUACCCUUUACUACGGCUGAGGCAGGCCUGCUGUCACCCACAAGCUGUUCGGGGAGAGUUCUUGCCACUACAGAAAAGCACCAUGACCAUGGAGGAGCUGUUGGCGUCUCUACAAAAGAAAUGUCGAACCGAGUGUGAAGAAGCUCACCGACAGUUGGUGUGUGCUCUUAAUGGCUUAGCUGGUAUCCAUAUCAUUAAAGGAGAAUAUACAUUGGCUGCGGAGCUGUACAGAGAAGUACUAAGAUCAUCUGAAGAGCACAAAGAAAAGCUCAAAACAGAUUCCUUGCAAAGACUUCAUUCUACACAUAAUUUGAUGGAAUUGUUGGCAAAGCACCCAGGAAUUCCCCCAACUUUGCGUGAUAGCCGACUUGCAGAAGAGGCAGAACAACUUCGACAGCAUUAUAUGAGUAAAUCCAAUGCAGAAGUUGCAGAAGCCCAUCAGGCCUUGCAGCCAGUCCUUCAAACCAUUCGGGAACUUCAAAGAAAGAUACAUUCAGGUUCUCCUUGGUGGUUGGAUGUCAUCCAGACAGCAAUACAGUAUGCCAUCGAUGAGGAGCUUGUUCAACGUGUGCAAAAUGAAAUAACCUGCAACUACAAACAGCAGACAAGUAAACUCUCCAUGGCAGAGAAAUUCCGUGACUGCAGAGGCCUUCAAUACCUACUCACAACCCAGCUGGAUGAAGUGAAGAAGUUCCAGAAGAUUGUAAGAGAAGCAGUGAAAAACUUAGAAGGCCCUCCUUCUAAGCAGGUUAUUGAGGCUGCCACUAUCUGCCAUUUGCGACCUGUUAGACUGCCACUUAACAACUGUGUCUUUUGUAAGGCUGAUGAGUUGUUCACAGAAUAUGAGUCGAAGCUCUUUAUGCAUAGUGUUAAAGGCCAAAUGGCAAUAUUUGAGGAGAUGAUAGAAGACCAAGAAGGGAUUGUUGAUGACCGUUUGCCCACCACAAGCAGAGGGCUCUGGGCAACCAGUGAAACUGAGCGUGCCUUGAAGGCUCUUCUCUCCUUUGCCAAAGCUCACCGAAUGGAUGUUAGGCUAACUGAAGAAGGGACUGUAUUCCUGGAACUGUUUGAAGCAUGGAAAAAGGAAUAUAAGUUACUUCAUGAGUACUGGAUGGUCCUUAGGGAUCAUGUGUCUGCUAUUGAUGAGCUGGCAAUGGCAACAGAGCGACUGAGAGUGCGUCACCCCGAUGAGCCAAAACCAAAUCCACCAGUGCUCCACAUCAUAGAACCACAUGAGGUAGAGCAAAAUCGAGUGAAACUUCUGAAUGACAAGGCAGUUGCCAAAUCACAACUUCAAAAGAAAUUAGGACAACUUCUGUACCUCACUAAUCUGGAGAAAUCUCAGGAUAAAACUACUGGAGGAGUUAAUCCGGAACCAUGUCCAAUCUGUGCACGUCAACUGGGAAGACAGUGGGCAGUGCUGACGUGUGGACACUGUUUUUGUAAUGAGUGCAUAGCAAUCAUCAUCCAGCAGUACAGCGUUGGCACCCGCCGGAGCUCAAUUAAAUGUGCCAUUUGCCGGCAGACAACAUCUCAUAAAGAAAUAUCUUAUGUCUUCACUGCAGAAGCUGCAAAUCAGGAGGAUGAUAUUCCUGUAAAGGGAAGUCACUCCACCAAAGUGGAAGCUGUGGUCCGAACACUGAAGAGAAUUCAAUUUAAAGAUCCAGGGGCUAAGUCCUUAGUUUUCUCAACGUGGCAAGAUGUGUUGGAUAUAAUUUCAAAAGCUUUGUAUGACAACAACAUGGUUUUUUCUCAGAUCAAUGGAAUUAGUAAAUUUCAGGAAAACCUGUCUGCAUUUAAAUAUGAUCCCAACAUCAAUAUUUUGCUGCUGCCUCUUCACACUGGUUCCAAUGGACUAAACAUCAUUGAAGCGACGCACGUUCUGCUCGUGGAGCCCAUUCUGAAUCCAGCACAUGAGCUACAGGCUAUUGGCAGAGUACAUCGUAUUGGCCAAACUAAAUCUACGAUUGUUCAUAGAUUCCUGAUAAAAGCAACAAUAGAAGAGAGAAUGCAGACUAUGCUGAAAACUGUAGAUAGAAGCCACACAAGCUCUUCCAUGAAACAGUCAGAAGCCUCAGUGUUGACAGUGGCAGAUUUGGCCGAGCUUUUUACAGAGGAAACUGAAGAACUUGAGUAAAAACCUAGUUUUGACCUAAUGAAAUUGGAAAAUACCUGACCCAGUAAGCACCGGGAUAAAAUCCACUUGAUCUGUCAUUCCUGUACAUAUCGUCUAACAGUUGUCCAUAAGAGCGCAAUUGGAAAUGGAAAAGUCUUAAUUUUUACUGAUUUAUUCUUUGGUGACUUUCAUAGCAGCACACACUUCCGAUGGCACUGGAUAGAAAUUGCACUUUGCACAUUAUACAAAAACAUGGAAUUUUUUUCUCCCAAAGAGCAUUUGAAUUGGAUGCUAAAACUGAGAUCUUGGACCCUUAGUUGAGAGGAUUUUAACCAUAAAGCUUGAUCAGCUAAUAGCUCAAUCUGAGAGCAAAACUAUGCGGGUGGUUGGGUGGGAAAGGGAAGCAGAAAAAUACAAAUCUAAUUUUUUUUAUUGUACAAAGAGUUGUUAGAAUGACUGUAAAUUAAUAUUCUUCUAGAAAAGGCUUGUUAGAUUUAAUGCAGAGAUUAAAUGUCUUAUUGUUAACACUUCAAUUUACAAAUGUUUACUAAUAGUUUGGAUAUUUGUAUUAGGCUUUUAGAUAUUCAUAAAGACUUUUGACAGUUAAAUAUUUCAUUGUUAAUGCUUAUGGCAAAAAGAUGAUAAUUAAAUUAUGCUUUUUGUAUGUGUGUUGGUCUGGUGAUCAGUUAAAGACUUGAACUUGCUGUACGUGUUUUCACUUGAAGCUGUGACUAAGUUAGUGCUCAGUUUGAAAAAAACAAGAAAAGCAUUUGCUACAGAAUUUUCAAAAACUAAUUGGUUACACUGCUGGUCACUUAGUAAUUAUUUGAUGUUUCUGUGCGUUAUCUCACCCUGAUCUUUUUGUCAAGCUCUUCCCCUUAAAGAUGCAGCAAUCUAAAAUAUACAAAAUACGUGAAAUUAUGGUAGGCAGGCUAGUUAUUAGGUGCCUGAUCUAAGUUAGAAAAAGCAUAGAGAGAAAUGGAACUUCUGUGAACUUUCAUCUUUAGAUAUGCAGGAACAGUCUACCCCAUCUUUGUUGGCAGUAGAUAGUUUGGAAGAGAAAUCUAGGCUAACUUGCAGACUGCUGAAGGAAGGCACAAUACUUGUUAAGCCUUUUGGUAUUGGAUAUGGAUGUGCAUUUACAUAAUAGUGAUUUCUGAAGGUAUUACAGACGCAAGCUCAGUUGUGCAGUUGGUGCUAAACACAAUUUUGUGUUUAGCCAGUGGUCAAAUGUGUAUGCAUAAGCAACACGCUACUUCCCUCAGUUUGCAGCAAGAGAAAUGGGACAGGUAGUAGACUCUUCUUUUGAUAAGACAGAUCAAGCAGUUUACACAGAAGCAGUGACAUCUCCAUCCUUAUACAUACUGGGAACUCAAAUAACCCUAAGCAACCUGAUCCACCUUCGAAGCUGGUCCUGCUAUGUGUGGUGUGUUGGACCAGAUGACCUCCAUGGAUCCUUUCCAGCCUAAAUUAUUUUACAGUCUACUGGAGAUCAUGCUGUACAGACACUCCAGGAACUCUGAGGGCAGCAACAUUCCAAUUUCCUCAUCAGCUUCAGAUAAUUUUGAUAUUGUAUGACACAAUGUGACUGCACAAGAAGCUGCUGUUCACUCUGAGAAAUGAUGUAUCUGUGCUAAAAACUGGAAGCACAGAGUGUUUACAUUCAUAGCUCCCAUUUUAAUUAACUAGACGUGGGAAGAAUAGUUGUCAAUGAAUGUAAAGAAAGAAAGGCAAACUGAAAAAUGUCAGCUAUUAGAGGUUUCCCAACCUCUUCAUGUUUUUGACUUGAUGCCUUUUUCAGGCUUACCUAGAAACAGAGGCCAGACAAAGUUAAAAGGAUAAAAGCGGAUAUAUUUAAUGAAAGGGCCUUCAGGUAUAUUAAGGGCAGAUGAAGCCUCCCCAAGGGGCUACACCCAAAAUGGACAAUGGUCACAAGUUUUCCAGACAGAUAUAAGUUGGUCUAUUUGCAUAUCAGGGGGUUAAUAUGGACUUUAGAGUUAGGCACUAAUGCAGUACAGGAUUUGAAAACUAUAAAGGCUAAAAUCUUAAGGCAUCAGGCUUAUUUAUAUAAACAUGGUGGUUUCAUUUUUUGUUUAUAAAUAUGUUACUUUUGAAUUCCUAAUCAAAAGCACAGCUUCUUAUCAAGCACUGCAUGAGUCUUCAGUUUUGGAUUACCUUGUUUUAUACUCAUAUAACAGCAUGGAAUGCCAAAAAAUCAGCUUCUAGGCACACUCAUGACUGCUUGGAGCAACAGCGCCUAGAGCUCUGGAGGUAUUACAUUAAAAUGUGGGCAUGAGUCAUGUUAAAGCACCUCUUGAAAUUGGAGGGUUGAACCAUUGGAGUAUAUAGCCAGUGUCAGUGGUAGAAUGAAUUCUUCAAGUUUUGCAUAACACCAAACACAGAGAUUAAAUUUAAUGCUUUUUUUCCAUUCUUUGUGAUAUUUAAUAUAUUUGACAAAGGUUUUUCUUUCAGACGUCUUAAGUAACUUCUCAUGAAAUUAAUAUUUUUUUGUUUCCUGCUAAGGGUGUAGAUUGUACAUCUGCAAUGCUUUUCUCUUAUCAAAGCACAGUAAGCUUGUUUUCAUGGUGCUGUCAUGGUUUUGGUCUCUAUCAAAACACUUUUGAAAGACAGUAUCUUAGCAGAGAACAAAGUCUGCCCUAUCCUAAGACUUCCAGCAUACUCAUAGGAAUGAGAUUUUCCACAGAAGACAGAAACCUAUAAAUACUGACUGCAGUGUUUGCAUAACAUUUGUGUGGACAUACCAGAGUCAUCUACCAGAUUCUUGUGUGUUCUGCUAAAACAUGUAAAUGUGAUCCAAGUUAACAGUGUUAUUUAUCCAGUGAAGUCAGUCCCUUGAAAAAUGAGGCUUCAGCUGUUUCCAAACACCUCAGUGCUGACUUUGAAUCUUUUUCAUUUCCAUGACAAAGAAUGUUAAAAGUUAUUUUUUUUAAUUAUAGUUGGUGAGGAUUUGGGGCAGGUUUUCUCACUGAAUAUAAAGUUCAGUGCCUUGUAGAACAGAGCUGUCAUUUUGGUAUCUGUAAAAGCUUGAUGCAAAUAAUGAACUUCCUUGAACCACAGAAUAUGAUCAUCUUGGAAACUGAGGUGUAAAACUUCUGGUGUUAAAUUGAGCUCUGUGAAUGUCACUGUGGAUCUUUAAGAGAAUUUUAAAGUUAAGAUUCCCCCUUGCUCUUUAAUCAGCCUGUGCCAGGAACGGGUUUACAUCUGAACCUGUUAAAUAACUUUCUAACAUGCUAAUGUAAGUCCAGGAUAUACUACAAUUUUCAUGCAGGUCAGGUACCACAGAAAAUAUUUUCCUCUGUCUGCUCUUCCAUAUUCAAGUUUCAUGUUAAGGAUUGGACAGAGUUGAUGAUGCUUUUUGUGAGAUAAGCCUUCCAAACCACGUCUGCCAAUGUGUGCAGAUGUAUUUAGAGUUAUGUGUGAGUGGGAUCCUACUGAGAGAAAAAAUAGUUGUGUCUGGUUAAACCCACAAUUAGAUAAAAAUCCUCCUGUAAAAUUCUGUCUGGACUAGUAGCUGGGGACCAGCUAACAGCUAACAGCUCUCUAUCACUGUCUCUCCUGUCCUCUUUUCAUCCAUUUUUGCAGUCCUUAUGACUGCAUUACCUCUUUCAGGAGUCACAAAAUUAUUUGUUCCAUUAAAACUGUGCUUCAGUUAAUUUGGAGGGAAAACGCUCUGUAUUGGUCAAUCUUGCAUUGAUCAGUGUAAUAAAAAAAAAACCUUGAAAUUUAUUCUCUCCCAAGGUAAGCAAUUAGAUCUCCCAAGGUAAGCAAUUCUAAGGAAAACCUAGAAAUCUAGGGGUUUGUCUAGCUGUAAAAAAAGCCUGUUUCUGAAGCUUAAUCUAAAGAAUUACUGCUUAAAAUCUGUAUGCUGUGCUUUUCUCUAGAUUGAAAGGCAGGUUACAAAGCCACUAUGCCUGUGAUUUUUUCCUUCCUUUUUUGAUUGCCUGAAACAAGUGAGAUCUUGACAAGAUUAUAUGCUAUAAAUGUAAAUGAAAUGGACAAGACAUCUGUCUCUCCCUCUGCCUGUGUUUUUCUCUUUCUCUGUGUUGGUCAUAUCCCACCCUCUACCCACCCCCAGCUUACUCAGUUUGUUAGGAAGAAUGUUUGUGUUUGGUCAGUGGAAGUAGAGUAAAAGAGUUAUAAUCCAUAAAGUGGCUACAGUAACACUAGCUUACUGUAUCACAGGAAAAGUAUCUGAGGUAAAGGGAAUUGUAGCCUGGUAUGAAUUCUUUUUUGUACUUACAAUAUUUUCAUUUACCCCUAUUCUUCACCACUGUAGAAUCAGAUACUGAAUUUCAGUCUUAACUUUUAUAUAUCUGGUUUUAUAUCAUACAGCUGACACACAGAAAGGACUCCAGUAAUCUAUUUACUGAGUAAGCAGUGAGGCUUACAAGUUUUUACUUGCCAAGUAUAGUUUGGGAAUUCAGAAAGUGCACCUGAACCGCUGUCACAAAUCACAGUGUAUCCAGUGACUUCUCUUCUUUAGAGAAGGAGGAAGGAGUAGGUAACUACUGAUUCAUGGCAGCGUUGGAUUCAAGUCCCAAGUAGGCACACUGUAUUCUCCAGUCAUACACUGUGUAAAGAGGACAGGUAGAUGAAACUUGUUUUCAAAUGUUGUUAAGGAAUUAAGUCACCUGGCAUAGAUGGCGUGGGGUGUAUAAGUACUAGAAUAAUUCUUAGACAAUUGCAUUGUGAUAUAGCUGUAAACCUCUGCUUUGCUUUUCUUGUAUGUACAAGACAUUGGGCUAACUUCCAAGUUCCUUUGUUUUGUGUAUUUAUAGAGCUUACACAUGCAAGUGCCCGGCCCCAUUCAAUGAAAUGGACACAAACCAAAUUUUAUCAGUUGAGGAACAGGUGUCAUUGUUUCCAUGAUAUAACAUCUCUUGGUUUGAUAGCAACCUUCACAUUGGGUAGAAACUACCUUUCUAAAUUCUACUAAGUGUAAGGUCUGACUGCUUAUAGGGUGUCUCAAAAUGCAAAUUGUUGGUGUAAGCUGGCUUUCAUAGUUGUGGAGAGUUUUAUGCUGCUUUUCCUUCUAUCCUGUGAGCACAAAUGAGCUAAUGGGAUUCAUACUAUCUUGCUAAGAAUUGUUGCUUUAUGCUAGCAGAUGAUCUUCAUUUGUCAGGCUUUCUCUUGACUAUGUCAUUUGUUUAAGGAAGAAAAUCUAGACUGCCUUUCUUGUUACCUUGAUGGAAUUUUGCCUUGUCACUGUUGGAGUCUCCUGAGAGUGUGAGAACAGUGACUUUCCAUUUGUGAAUGCUGAAAUUGUAAGGGACUAGCUGUACUGGCUGAAUGUUCACAAGUCCAUGGGGCCUGAUGGGAUUCAUCCCAGCUUUCUGAAGGAGCUGGUGUAUGGUAUGGAAGAACUCCUCUUGAUCAUCCUACCAAAGGUCUGGGAAAGGUCCCUGCUGACUGGAAGUCAGCUAAUGUUGCAGUUUACAAGAAGGACAUGAACAAAGACACAGGAAACUACAGACUUCUAGUCUAACCUCAAUUAUAUUUAUUAUAGCAAGUAUUAUUGAAAUGUGUUGUUUCUCUUCUAGCCUUCUACGAAAUCUUAGUGCAGCAAUGUAGGAGUUGUGGACAUGAUUACACCAUUAACUUACACCUUAACUGCUGUCCCAAUUGUUAGAUCUUGUAAGCAGAUCUGGUUAGAAGACAUUUUAUCCUACAGUAGAAAGCCCAGAGCACUUCACCACCAGCCAGAAAAAGAGAUGGAGGGGCUAUCUCUGAGACCAGGUGAUCCAUUCAUAUCUACUGCUGUUGUACAUGCUGAAGUAGAGGUAGAAUCUGUACUAGAUGGAGUUGGAGGGAAUGGGAAGAGGUUGUGGGGGGGAGAAAUGAGGAAUAGUUGUAAAAUGUUCCUCUGGGUGCCCUUCUGCUGAAUUUUCUGUGGGUGGAAUGAGUCAUUGAUACAAGCAAUGAAUAAACAAAGGGUGAAAGAUUGCAAGUAGAGCCUAUUCAUUGGAGUUAAAUGUUCAUCUAAAUGCAGUGGCACAUUUUUGUGUUCCAGAUUUGAGAUAUUUGUCACUUUCUUACUGCAAGUUUUUGGGCUGUGAACACACAGGGCUUUGCAGUGGUUGAACAAAUGGGAAUACCGUAAAGUUUUAGCCCCUGGGGUACAUGUUUUGAUGUGCACCUAUGUCAUAGGAUUCCCUAGUCAAAUGUAUGCUGUGGACUUUUGAAUGAUAAUGGUUCAAACUUGUAGUAUAUACUCUUACAGAUUAACCUUGAACCAAACAGGCAAGUGUUGCUUAAUAGAGGCAAGGUAAUUGAUCGCUUCUGCUGUAAAUUAGCAAGUGUCUCUGAAGGGGCAAGACUGUACUUUGUAGUUGCCACUUGGGAAAUUCUGCACCUUGUGAACGCCUGCAGUGGGAAUGAAAGGCAGUAAGCCCAGCCCAGUCGUCUUGUGCAGGAAAACAAGUGCUGAGAAAUCUUGCCAAAGGUUUAAGCCAGCUGCAUCAAAUGAGGGACAUGCCAUGGAUAUUUCUGGGGAAUCUCUCCUUUUGUGUUCUGUAAUGUUCAAAUAUCUUGUAAGCAUAGAUUUUCUGUAAAGUUUAUAGAAUUUUUAACAUAUGCUUCCUUCAUCAACAAGCUACCACUGCUCAUUAGGACUUUUCUUUUUUCCCUGUGGAGCAUGUAUUUCUUUUCUGCUACUUGUGCUUAACAAAGGUGAGUGACCCUGAAUCAUUUACAGCUCUCAUUAAAAGCCUCUAGAAUACAAUUAGAGGAUAUGAAACACCAAAGGGCGAGAAAAAGCAAAUGAAGUGAGGGAAGUUUUACUUCUUCUUACUUACAGCUGCUGCUGCUGCUGUAACGCAGAAGACAAAUGUGAGAGUGGGGGAAUGGUAGAGAGGGGCAUCCAGCCCUGUCCUGGAGGAUUUGAUUCUAAAGUAGAGAGAAAAGGUUUUCUGAGUAGUGUUAAAGUUUUCACUCACUUGCACUUUAGGAAUGCUGUUGUUAGGCACAGGACAUCGUUUGGCCAUUUUUUGGGGCCCUUGAUUCUAUGGACAGGUUUUAAAGUCCAAAGCCACAACCUUGGACCUAAAUCUAUAAUUACACACAUUUCGAUUGAAAAUGUUUUCUUUCUUAUAACUGCAUAUUACCCGAUACUUUGCCAGGAAUUUGCAAGCAAUUUCAUGUCCUGUAAUUUAAUUGUUCAAGUAACAGAACACUGAAACUAAUCGGCUUUUGCAACAGCAAGUUAGUGACUUCUAGAAACUAACACACAAGAGAGAAAAGAGCAGUGUUCAAUUAUGUUCCAAAACUGAAAUUCCUGGAUGAUAAACCAAGGAAAGAGUAUUUUGAUUACCUCUGUGUUUCCUUGCUUUAUAUAGCUAUUGUAAUUUCAAUGAAAUAGUUUAUUUAGAAAGUAGCAAUGCUUAAUUUUUAUUUGGAAAUUAUCAGGUGUGGAUAAAUAUAUAACGUUAUGUUCUCUUGGUCUCUGAGUAACUUAACAUUCCCAUCAAUAGCCUUUCUUUUGCACUCAGAGUUUGCUCUCAAAAUUGCAUCAUAGUGUCUCUUGAGCUUUGCAGCUAUUUCAAACCCUUUGUGAACAUAAAUUUUUGUCUUAAAUUAUCCUGCUACUGAAAUAAUACUGACUGAUGUAUUCAUUACCUUUUCUUUCCAUCUUCCUGGUUUGUGGAAAAAUAGGUGGUACCCCUUCUGAGAGACACUGUUUAAUCAUUUGUGUUCCUGUUCCUCAGUAUGUAACUGAAUUAUCUGAUAGAUGUUACCUGUUAAAUAGUAUCGAUUGAUAGGAAUGCUCUGCAUGUGUAAAUAAUUGUUAUUCAAAACUGCGAUUACAAUAUGUGUACAAGCAUGGGGGGUCCAUAAUUAUUCUUUCCAAGGUGGUUGGUUGAUGCUGGCCCCAAAACUGCUGACUUCUGGAAACAACUUACUCUUCCCUAGAGCAGUUCUUCAUUGCAGUCUCCUGCUCCAUGGAGCCCCAGCCUGUGACAUCGCCUCGAUAAAGUUAUUUGUUGGAUCA
Molecule: messenger RNA, 17765 nt
Organism: Catharus ustulatus (Swainson's thrush)
Lineage: Eukaryota; Metazoa; Chordata; Aves; Passeriformes; Turdidae
Gene: SHPRH
Product: SNF2 histone linker PHD RING helicase
Exons: 28
Coding region: 5528-9778 (1416 amino acids)
Biological process (GO): DNA damage response; nucleosome assembly; protein polyubiquitination
Cellular component (GO): nucleus; nucleosome
Molecular function (GO): DNA binding; ubiquitin protein ligase activity; ATP binding
Source: RefSeq, a predicted model, not a curated record